AUGAAGUUCUCCAUCCAGACGAUCGUCCUGGCCUUCGCGGCCGCCACCGUGAGCGCCGCGGCCGUCGAGGACCCGUCCAUGGCCGCCGUCCGCCGCGACACCCUCCUCAUGGAGCGCCAGGGCGCCAACGACAACCGCCCCGUGCCCAACGGCGCCUGCUGCGUCGCCAACACGAGCCUGAAGCAGGACGUCUGCAACGUCAACGGCCAGACCGGCCGCUGCGUGCCCGACAACAUCAACAACUGUGGCGCCCAGUUGACAUGCAUCGAGGACAGCAGGUUGACCUGCGACGCCAACACCCUCGAGCGCGGCCGCCCCCUUUGCCGCCGCACCCCUGGCGCGUAG
Molecule: messenger RNA, 345 nt
Organism: Colletotrichum karsti
Lineage: Eukaryota; Fungi; Ascomycota; Sordariomycetes; Glomerellales; Glomerellaceae
Exons: 2
Coding region: 1-345 (114 amino acids)
Source: RefSeq, a predicted model, not a curated record